AUGGCGGCGACAUUCGCGACUCACUCCCCUGCUCUUCGCCUCGCGCUCCUCCUGCUUCUCGUCUCCGGCGGCGCGCUUCGACCGGCCGAAUCGGAGUCGAUCGGAGAAUCAAAUCCAGCCGGCCCGAAGAAGCGCGUGUCCCUCACGCGCCCCGCGCACGCACAGCUGAUGCAGCGCCGACACCAGCAGCACCACCACCAGUCCUCCGCCUCAGUCCUUCGCGGCGGCUUCGGCGGCGGCUUCAACGGCGGCGUCGCGACCGUUUCAGCAGCCGUCGGCUUUCCCGUAGUCCGCUCCUCCGCCACUCACGUCACCUCCCACGCCACCACCGCCGCCGCCGCCGCCGCCGCUGCCGUCGCCGCUGGUGCCGUCACGCCGGCCGGCAGCCCGCCAAUCAAGUACCACGGCGGGCCGGUGGUGGUGGGCAAUCCGGCGGUUAACGUUUACCACAUCUACUACGGCAGUUGGGGGGCGGGGUCGGGCAAGGAGGUGAUAGACGCGUUCGUGCAGGCGCUGAGUAGCGACUCGGGCAGCCAGGGCAGCGCGCUGACUUUUGAGUCGACUCAAAAGGGGCCGGGGUCGGGCAGGGAGGUGAUAGACGCGUUUGUGCAGGCGCUGAGUAGUGACUCGGGCAGCCAGGGCAGCGCGGGGGACGCGAGUGUGAAGGGGUGGUGGGCGACAACUGCUGCUUAUUACCAGUCUGGCUCUGGGGGGAAGAAGAACGUGAGCUCCAAGGUUCGUCUGGCAGGCACAGUAAGCGACAACUAUUCGCGCGGAAAGCAGCUGACAGACAAUGACGUGCUCGCUAUCGUGAAGAGCAAGGCCGGUGCGGGCAAGCCAUGGGCGCUGGACCCCCACGGGAUCUAUGUGCUGCUCACCAGUUCAGACGUCACUCUCAAAGGCUACUGCACAGAGUACUGUGGAUGGCACACCGAAGACUCGAUCAACUCCUCGCCUCUGCGCUACGCCUUUGUGGGGCACCACGGGCAGUGCCCCGACGCGUGCGGGGUAGAGAGCACGUCACCCAACGGGAAGCCGGCUAUUGACGCUACUAUCUCCACGCUCGCGCAUGAGCUCACCGAAGCUGCCACCGACCCGGACGUGAGUGCGGGGUGGUUUGACGACAACGACGAGAACGCGGACAAGUGCUCGUGGAAUUAUGGCAACACUAAGACUGGUUCCCAGCAGAACGGGCAGAGCUACAAGUACAACGUGGUGGGGCUGAAUGGGAUGAAGUUCCUGGUGCAGCUUAACUGGGACCGCGUGAAAGGCAAGUGCGUCCUGCAGAACGCCCUGCCUAGUGAGGGUGGUGGCGGGGGAGGCAGUGUGAAGAUGAGGUGCGAUUGCAACUGUGCUAGUGCCAGCAACCCCAUGAGCUGCCAAUGCUCCUGCACCAAGACAGGGUGA
This is a messenger RNA of Closterium sp. Naga37s-1, 1407 nucleotides long. NCBI's taxonomy places the organism in Eukaryota, Viridiplantae, Streptophyta, Zygnematophyceae, Desmidiales, Closteriaceae. The record is from the annotation of a GenBank genome assembly.